CCUACCAGUCAACACGUGUGCUGUGACAUCACACAGCUGACAGGAAGUGGUCAUCAUGGUGGGCGUGGUGGCGGGCGGCUCGGUGAGCUCCAUCAAAGCUCUGUGGGAGACAAGGAUCAGGAGGAUCCAGGAGGAGCAAAAGGAAGAAGAGGAGCAGAGGAAGAGGAUGGCGAGGGGCGGAGCCACAGGCAGCGUUGGUGUUUGGGAGGACCGGGCGGCUCUGGCUCGACUCAAACAGAAGCUGCAGACCGUAGACGGACGCCUCAUCCUUCGAAUCGAACAGGAGGAGUGGAAGUCAUUACCGGGCUGCCUGGUCCAGCUCAGUCAGGUCCAAGAGUGGCAGAUUCACCGGACCGGACUGCAGAAGAUUCCUCACUUCAUCUCCAGCUUCCAGAACCUUUUAGUUCUUGAUCUGUCCCGCAAUGGGGUUGUGGAUAUCCCCAAACAGAUCGGGACGCUGACUCGGCUCAGAGAGCUCCUGCUAAGCUACAACAGAGUCCAGUUUGUUCCUGAAGAGCUGAGCUGCUGUGAGAGUCUGGAGAGACUGGAGCUGGCCAUGAACCGUGACCUAAACCAGCUACCGGACCAGUUGAGGAACCUGAAGAAGCUGCAGCACCUGGAUCUGUCCAUGAACGACUUCACCUGCAUGCCAGACUGUGUGGUUGGACUACCGGCGCUCGAAUGGCUCGACAUGGGAGGAAACCGACUGGAGCACUUACCUGAAGACAUACACAGGAUGGAGCAACUGCACACCCUGUGGCUGCAGAGGAACCAACUGGAAAAACUUCCAGAUAACAUCAGCAGGAUGGCCAGUCUGGACACUCUGGUCCUCAGCAGCAACAGACUGAGGGACAUCCCCCCACUGAUGGAGGACAUGUCCAAUCUCAGGUUUGUGAAUUUCCGGGACAACCCUCUGACUCUGGAUGUGACGCUGCCAUGCAGAAAUACGACGACUGAGGACGGUGAAGAUGAAGACGACAGAGAGAUGUUUGGACGAGAGUUCAUGCAGAUGUACAUCCAGGAGUCCAGGAAGCGAGCGUACGCUGUGCUCAACAUGCACUGUGUCAACCAGCCCAGCGAUGACUCCUCAGACUAAAUAAUCUCACGUUCUUCGGGGCUUUUUCCAUGUCAGAGCUCAGCAGCGGCUUUUAAAAGCAGUGAAGACAAAAGCCCGUAAAACCUCUGAGCAGCAAAGAGAAGACGAACUCUUUAAAACAUGAAAACUUUGAGCAGCGACUCUCAUUAGUUCCCGUGAACGUGCUCACUUCAACACAGAGACUGUACUUGUCUGGAAAAGCUUUAAUACAGAAGGUUUAUUGAGUCUGUGAUGAUUUUCAUUGGAAACACACAUCGUAGGACCCUCGGUGGUCCGCGUGAGCGUCUCUGCGGUUUGACCUUCAGGAAGAAGACGAGGGCAUGGCGGUCAACAAGACGUUCUCCAGAGUCACCUGACUGUUCACGUAAGCGCUCAGUUUGCCGUCCAGUCCUUUCGUCUUCAGGAAGUGAAGUCUGCCGCCGUCAAUCAGACGUUUACAGAGACGACCGACCUGCUGGCGUUCGCCCGCCGACAGAAACCUGCGGAGGGAACGAGCACGUGACAGUCACCUGUUACCUGUUCAUUGUGUUCCUUCUCUUCAUGGCAACCUGUGCAGGCCUCGAUGCUUUAACUGGCUCUUUUAAGGAAUUUUAUCAUCUGUGGAC
Chelmon rostratus (copperband butterflyfish) is the source of this 1701-nucleotide messenger RNA. RefSeq names its product leucine rich repeat containing 39 (gene lrrc39). The record is from RefSeq and is a predicted model, not a curated record. The transcript has 8 exons. Lineage: Eukaryota; Metazoa; Chordata; Actinopteri; Chaetodontiformes; Chaetodontidae. Gene Ontology annotation, molecular function: protein binding. The coding region runs from base 56 to 1096 and encodes 346 amino acids.